AUGGAACUCUCAGCGUUGCAAACGUGUGCUCUUCAACCGCGAAUUGAAUUUGAAGAUGAUUCAGACUUUGGCGGACACAAUAACCUGGCCGAAGGGUGUUCAACCGCAAACAUCAGCAAAUCAUCCUAUGCCCCUUCGACGUACGGCCCUCGGACACCAAGUUCUGGUCGUUCUACCCCUAUCCGCUCGGCCUCACUAGACUAUGCCUCAUCAUUUGCGACGACUAUUGACACGCCAUUAGACCUCACUCCGCCCUCUUCCACAACUUCGACCUAUUUCUCGACAAGCAUGAAGGUUUCGAGCCAGACGACGGACUUUUUGUACCCGGACUUAUCAUUCACUCCUCCAAGAGGACAGCUGGACUUCUCUGGACACACGUUCGGCAAUUGUGGGACUCAGAUCGCGUCACCACAGCCUACGAACUCCGUAUUCUUUAUCAACAACUAUGCUUCGCAGUCCUUUUCAGUGCCAACGGCUAUUUUUGGGCAUGUAGACCAGCUAUCGGAUUCCCUCUGGGUUCGGACCGACAGCCCGAUCAACUUCGAAGAGCGUUCUCUUCCCAGGCUGAUGAGACCAGGCGUGUCAACGGUCAAGCUCGGAAAUAGCACGGAUGACAUAAUUUCCCCCAUGUCUUCCUCAAAUGUGUCAAGAAGACGAGCGAGGAUAGGAGAGGCACGGCUGCGGUCCACGGCUCUGCAGCAAGCCCAGCAGACAUCAUCAACGCUCAGCACGGCACAAAUCCAGUUCAAACCAGAGUCAAAUGCCAAGAAACCCCAUGCCCUUGUCACAGAAAGCGGCUGCGUAACUAUCGAGAAUAUCCAGACGGGUAAAUUCAAGUGUCCCUAUGAGGGAUGCAAGACGAGGCCUUAUCGUCGGAACGAGCAUCUUAAGAGGCACAUUCAAUGCGCCCACAAAGGAACCCUCUACCCCUGCGACUGGUGUCCCAAGGUGGUCAACCGCAAGGACAACUGGCUCUCGCACAUCAAGCUACACACGCUGCCUCGCGGUACGGCUGGGCGUGUGCGGUACGAGGCUGGCGCCGUCAAGCAGUAUGAGGAAGAGAUGCGGCGGAUUCAUUCGCGGAGGGGGAGCGCGAAGACGAAGAAACGGUUGGAGACUACCGCUGUUGUUGAGAGGAUGCAUGCUGAUGGGGGACAGUCGAACUAA
Thermochaetoides thermophila DSM 1495 is the source of this 1167-nucleotide messenger RNA. RefSeq lists its product as uncharacterized. The coding region runs from base 1 to 1167 and encodes 388 amino acids. Lineage: Eukaryota; Fungi; Ascomycota; Sordariomycetes; Sordariales; Chaetomiaceae. The record is from RefSeq and is a predicted model, not a curated record. The transcript has 2 exons.